AUGAAAACCGUUUGGGCUCGUUCGGCUUUUGAGAAAAAGUGUACCUUUUGCCUUUGUAGCGAUGCGCACUCUAUGCAUCGACGCGAAGCAGAUGAUGACUACUUCAUGGGAGAUGAAGCGAACGAUGAUGAGGCACAAAACGAUGCUGAUCGAGGUAACGACGCAGAUGAAGAGAAUAGCAUACCAGUGAUAAUCCAGACCCUACCAACCGUUUACAAUGUAACGGUGGGCAAGACUAUACGGCUGGAAUGCAGAGUAGAACCGUCAGGUCCUUCUCUUCGUCUUCCUGUCAUUCAGUGGUACAGAAACGACCAGCUCCUCUACAUGGGUAAAAUGAAUCUUGCGCCUGAUGCCGAACGAUUUUCACUUGCUAACAAUGAUCUUCUGAUAACCGACGUGAAGCCAUCGGACAGCGGCGUCUACAAAUGUUUGGUUGUGCAGGCCGAACCGAUGCUCAUCGAGCACACACUAUCUGUACACGAGGCACCGAGGAUAGUCCAGUUAAUCGCUUCAGACAACGGUACUGUGAUGGAAGGCGCAGACCUCCUGCUCACAUGCGACGUCACUGGUUCCCCACCACCUCAGAUCAUGUGGUCCAGGGAUACUCCGGUCGGUAACAAGCGCCUGCAAGAAAGGGACGGCAACUUCUCACUGAACAGCGUAUUAAUCCACGCCAUCAGGCGCGACCAAGCCGGCAAGUACUACUGCUACAUCAUCAACGGUGUUGGCCACGCACAAGCUGAUAUCAACAUUAAAGUCCUGCAUAAGCCGAAAGUGCACAUUCACCAGACUGCUGUGAACUCAGCAAUUCAAGUGCCGGCACUGCUGCAGUGCUCCGCUCAUGGGGACCCUAUCCCUUCGAUCUCGUGGUACAAGGACGGUAACCUGGUUGAAUCAGACAACGCCCUAUACGUGAUCGCGACUGAUGGCCCCAACUCCAACCUGACUGUUGUGCCCCAAAUGGACCAGGACUUUGGCACCUUUACAUGCGUGGCUCGCAACAAUCACGGGCGUCACAACAAAUCAGUGGAACUAACCCAGAGGCCUGUAGUGGGCGCGAUGGACGCGGAGGGCAACAAGCUCACGUGGAGUGUUCACUCCCACCUGCCGCUCGAACAACUGGAGCUGCAGCUGAGGGAUAUGGGGAUGGGAAACCUAACGGCUAUCAACAUCCCAGUCCCCACUGCCAAUGGUCACGAAUACGAUGUCACAUACGUUAUGGACAACCUGACUCCCGGAAAAUAUGAAGCUGUAGCCAAAGCCAGAAACACUAAGGAAUGGAGCCGAAACAGUGAAGCAAUGGUCGUCGAAUUUGAAGCACAGCCAAUGUACAUCCAGCAUGCUUCAGUGUACCAUGGGGAUUCGCAUUCCAUCCGGCCUUCCACAAUUCUUCUAUCAACAGUCUUCAUGUAUCUGCUCGUACGAAUGUUCUAA
Messenger RNA from Chilo suppressalis (striped riceborer), 1434 nucleotides. The record is from the annotation of a GenBank genome assembly. Lineage: Eukaryota; Metazoa; Arthropoda; Insecta; Lepidoptera; Crambidae.